Knipowitschia caucasica is the source of this 2217-nucleotide messenger RNA. The record is from the annotation of a GenBank genome assembly. Lineage: Eukaryota; Metazoa; Chordata; Actinopteri; Gobiiformes; Gobiidae.
AUGGUGCAUGCUGGGAAACGUAGUCUUUUCUGGGCGAGAAUGAAGGAUCUCCACAUUAUUGAUUCUUCACUCUUGAAAGAGCUGAAGUUAUGUUGUGUCAAAGAAACCAAGUUCCUUCCCAAAGAAUCUGGCCUCAAGCUUAUGGAGUCAGCUUCAGCAAAGGAUCCUAAUGGUGUAUCAGCAAAAUGCAGAGAUGCCAGAGUGGAAGAUCUCUGGAGCCUGACCAGCUUUUUUGGCUAUAGCACCCAGACCUUUGUUCAGUCUGUUAGUUUGCUUGACAGAUUUCUUACAGUCAUGAAGGUACAGCCCAAACACUUGCCCUGCAUUGGAGUUUGCUGUCUUCACAUUGCAGCUAAAAUGGUAGAGGAAGAGGGCAAUAUUUCACCUACUCAUGAACUCAUCCGCAUCAGUCAAAGCAAGUUUACUGUGUCUGAUCUUGGUCGUAUGGAAAAGAUAAUCUCUGAGAAGUUGGGUGUGGAGCCCAGAGCUGUGACGGCCUUAACAUUUCUACACCUUUAUUAUAGAGCCUUUACAUCUGUGAUUCCCCCAAUGGAGAAGAUGCCAAGCAUUGUGAGACUGGAAGCUCAAUUAAAAGCUUGUUUUUGUCGACUGGCUUUUUCAAAAGCAAAACCAUCUGUGCUUGCUCUUGCCCUUAUUGCACAUGAGUUUGAAACACUUAAAACUAUGACUUUGUCAAAGAUUCUGCAACAUUUACAGAAAAAUCUAAAGAUAAGUGAUAGCCUGCUUUUGCACUGGAAAGGAUUGGUGGCCAGCUGUAUGGCUGCAUAUUGCUCAAGUCAAUGUGUCAAGCCUGACCAUAGGAAGCUUGUAUGGAUUGUUUCAAGGCGAACUGCUCAAAGUCUCCAGGCCAAUCACUUCAGGGUCCCCAUUCUGCCAACUAUUCCCGAGGGAAGUUGGGGUGAAAUUGAAAGUGAGGACUCAUUUGAGGAUUCAAGCAGUGGAGAAGACAGUCCAUGUGGUUCUCCUGGAAGUGAUGGAGAAGGAAUAUUCUUUCCUGCUUCUUUUUUGAAAUCCAGAAACUUUUUUGCAACACAUGUAUUGAAGAUGACUCUGUUGACGGGGAAAAACACCAAGAUGGUCCGCAUCGCCAAAGCCCUGGGAUUGGUUAUCCUGUGCGUCGCAGUGCUCAUACUCUCCCUCAUCAGCUAUGUGUCUCUACGAAAAGACAACCUCUUCACAUCCUCGAAAUACUACAUGGGAGGACCAAGGAUUAUGUUUCAUGCAGGAUUUAGAUCUCAGUUUGCAUUGAAUUUUUUGGAUCCUUCCUUCAUCCCACUAACUUCUGCCCUGAAUGAAGAAUUACAGGGGAAACCAUACAAGUGGAAGUUCAAUAAAACUGCUCAUUAUCAGCAAAGGAAAGAUAUCUUCAAUUUUAUUGAUAUUUCCAGCAACUUCAGCCUGACGAAAGACAGCGUGCGUGUGGGACAGCUAAUGCAUUUUGACUAUUCCAGCCACAAGUAUGUUUUCUCCAUAAGCAACAACUUAAAAUCUCUGCUUCCGGACGCGUCCCCUAUACGUAACAAGCACUACAGCGUGUGCUCUGUGGUUGGAAACAGCGGGAUUCUGACGGAUAGCCAUUGUGGCCCAGAAAUCGACCAGGCAGACUUUGUUUUCCGCUGCAACUUUGCCCCAACUGAGGUCUACUCCAAAGAUGUGGGCAAAAAAACAAAUUUAACUACUUUUAAUCCCAGCAUCCUCGAGAGAUACUACAACAAUUUACUGACCAUACAGGAUAGGAAUAACUUUUUCCUAAACCUUAAGAAGUUGGAGGGAGCCAUUCUGUGGAUUCCUGCCUUCUUUCUUCAUACGUCGGCCACAGUAACAAGGACCCUGGUCGACUUCUUUGUUGAGCACAAGGGUCAAUUAAAAGUGGAGUUGGCAUGGCCAGGAAAUAUCAUGCAUGAUGUUAAUAAGUAUUGGAAAACAAAAAACCUAUCCCCCAAACGACUCAGCACAGGAAUUCUCAUGUAUACACUGGCCAAUGCCAUGUGUGAUGAGAUCCACCUCUAUGGCUUCUGGCCUUUCGGCUGGGACCCCAACAGUGGCAAGGACUUGCCCUAUCACUAUUAUGACAAAAAAGGGAGUAAAUUUACUACUAAGUGGCAGGAGAACCAUCAACUUCCCAACGAGUUCAAGUUGCUCUACAAACUUCACAGAGAAGGUGCGAUCAAAUUGAGUCUGACGCACUGCUCCUAG